UACUCGAAGCCGGCUGGAAGCUAUAUCAGUUUUUAUGUUGAACACACUCUCCUUCAUUUUUUGAUUAGUCAAAAGUCCUUACCGUUUCAAUUCAGUACGUUACGCACCUUUGUUUUUACGUUUGUUCAAAACAUCCUUUUAACCACUACUAAUGGUUAGUCGUCCCGAACGCGGAUGCUGUUACUGAAGUUCCCUGGCUUAUGUUCCUGUGCGACGAUAGUUCAAAGGAUUCGGUUCGGAUUCAAACAUCACAGCCGCAGCGGAGCACGUUUUUCCUAAGUUACACACCCACUCGUGUCGUCGCGUUUCCCGUGAAAGCACUAACUGGAGAGCAAUAGAUAGUGUGCUGUUAGUUUAUUUAGUUUUCCGAGAUAGCAAAACCUCGUACGGAAAUAUGUUGUUAUGUUUGGAACUGGAGGAAAGAACCCAAACAGUGUGAUAACCCGUAGAAAUACUCAUUCAUAAGUAGAAAUCAGUGUCAGAAGUGAAUGGAAACCAAACGCCAGCAGAGCGAAGAGUGAACAAAUUUUUGAAAUACACUUUUUAUCAGUUCAAUUCAGUAAUUAAUGCAAACGAAGGAAGACAAAAAAAAAACAGCUUGUGAUUAUCGAAUGUCAAUGACCAAACCGGAGGAGGAGCUCAGAUUUGGAUGAUUUUAAUAGGAACAAAAAUCUCGAAAUCCUCAACACAGAGGAACUGUGUUUCAACAAAAAUUAUCCCCAGGAAGGAGAAACACGUGAAACACUCAGCGGCGCGACGGCAUUCGACAACAUCACGAGUGAAACGGAUCCGUUUUUCUUCCAAAGUGCCGCUGGCUCGACCGCAAACACGAGCCACGAAAACAAACCCAAGCAUUUUUCGCUUAGCUCCUGUUUGAAAGCUCCAUUUUUACCGCAUGUUAAACAAUUACAUCCAAACAAGUUUUAAAACAGUUUUUUGAAGUCGCAACAGCAACAAAAAAAGGUUUUCGCGUACUGCCACGAUUGCAGUUUAAGUGCUUUUUUCAUAACAAAUUUUUACAACUUUAAAGUUACACUUUUCAACUAUUCAAACAAGCUGCGCGUUACGAUACGAAAAAAAACAUCGCUUCUUAUUACUCACUUACAACGAAAAAAAAGUAUAGUUAUCAACAACAACAGCAACAACAAAAAGUUUGUUCUACUGAAACCAUAAGAAUCGAAAAAAGUGUCUUAUUUACAACUAGAGGAAGUAGUGACCGAAAAAAUAAGAAGAUUUUUAUAGCACAAAAUGAUACAGAAGUAACGACAAAAAAUAGUUAUUUCGAAAUUUAGAAAAAAAAAAGAAGAAAAGUGAGUGUGCGAGAACGAAGAAAACUGAAGUGUGAUUAAGACAGUGUGUAAUCUAGCGAGCAGGAGUAUCGCGUUGACAGAGAGAAGAAAAAAAACAUGACACCAGUUGAAAAACUCCAGCAAACCUAUUGGCCUGCACAUUAGUUAGCAAUAAAGCAAAAACUAACGUCCAUUAACAGAGUCGCAAACGACGACACGACGCAAAAUUGCUCCACACCAAACCGGAGGAGGCCCCCAGAGUCCGGCAAAUUCGUCGUAGAUUAACAACAACAACAACAACGGCAAAAAAAAGUGUCAUCCCGUGCAAGCGGAAGAUAUAAAUCCAUCUCUUGUUUCUAUAUGAUCCUCUAUUUUCGUUGCUCCGGCUCGCAACAGAAUCACUGACCUAAUGACUAUGGCGGAUGGUAGCUAUGACCCAAUGGGGCAUAUCCAGACGGGUCGUCAGCAUCCUCACUCGCACCAUCCAGUCCAUCAUCAUCACCACCAUGGAAGCACCGGUGGUGGUGGUGGCGGAGGUACAUUUGCACAGCUGGAACAGCUGCAACAGCUCCACCAACGUUAUCUUCAGCAGCAACAGCAGCAGCAGCACCAACACCAACACAGUCAACAAUUCUCGCCUUCGAGUUUAGAGAACAACAAUAAUCUCCCCUCGACAGCGAACCACAAUCUGUUCCGCUCGGAGCAGAAGAAGCACAAACGGAAGCGACUGUCCGCGGUGCUGGACAAACUACAUCACAACGGUGCGAUUGUGAAUCACAACAACAACAAUGUGGGCGAGAUGAGCUACAAAAUUCGCCGAUCGGUGUCCAGAUCGAGCACGGAAGAGUCCGCCGAGGAUGUGUUCCCGUACUCGGCCAGCCCCCGGAUCAGCGUGAGCCCGCUGCGUCUGAACGAAUCGGACGAAAACAACAUGAACCAAAUCCAAAUCAAGCAAGAACCCCAGCAACAACACCUGUACAAACAGCUGCAGUACAUGAAUCCGCUGGCGUUCUUCAACUAUUUCCCCCAACAAACCAAGCUACUGUAUCAGGAGAUUGCCCGACAGCGGAGUCAUUCCGAUUCGGAUGUGCAACAGCUUCCUCAGAAAGUGCCAGAGACUACCGCCCCGGUGGUGGUGGCGACACCGGAACUGCAGCAGCCGCAAGAGUACCCUCUGGAUUUGUCCAUGAAAUCCAAACCUCUGUUGGGCAGCUCGUCUAGUCUUUGUGAGCCUGUGAUCAAGCAGGAACCGAAGUUAACAUUCACCCCGCCUCCGCACCAGCAUCCGCUGCCGUCGAUUGUGAAAGGUGACGUUGCCUCGAACAAUACCAAAAAAUCUGCGGCCGCCUGCUAUAACCUGAAUGUUUCGCCCGUCGUGGAGGAAAUGCCCCCCGGGUCGGAUGUCGCCUAUAUGUGUCCGGUCUGUGGACAGCUGUUCUCGCUGCAGGAUCGGCUGGCAAAGCAUAUGGCAUCCCGCCACAAGAGUCGUUCCAGCUCCACGGAUAUCACGAAAUCCUACAUCUGCGAGGUCUGUCAGCGAUCGUUCGCUCGGUCCGAUAUGUUGACCCGUCAUAUGCGUCUUCAUACGGGCGUUAAACCGUACUCUUGCAAGGUAUGUGGUCAGAUCUUCUCCCGUUCCGAUCAUCUGUCCACCCAUCAGCGAACACACACUGGCGAAAAACCGUACAAAUGUCCCCAGUGUCCGUACGCGGCCUGCCGGCGGGAUAUGAUCACGCGUCACAUGCGAACCCACACCCGCUACGAUGCCCAACGCAAUGGCAGCGCCAGUGGAUCCCCCGUGGGAAGCCCUGUUGGCGCCUCGAUGGACCAGAAACCGCUGCUGCUGCCGGUGGUCAGCCUCAGUUCGGGUGCCAACGCUCGAGCCAUCAAGAAAGAAACCGCCUUCGCCACCGGGCCAGGCUACGUUAUCGAAACCAAGACUGAAUCCUGAACGGUGUGACGACUCACCACACAGGAAUCUUUCCCGUAGUUGUGCACCGUAAAAAAAGAGUAGUUUUCAGUGUUAGAGCUCCCUCUGCAUUCCUUGAUCGAUUCCCCCCCAAAAAGUUAUUCCUAUUUUUUUCUUAGUGCUUUUCGGUUUGCCAAACUCUUGUGUUAAUAGGUGUAUAACUUACCUUAUUUUAUUAUUGAAGAAAAACUGUAUUCUAAGAAAUUUGAACAAUUCCCGAACUCAUUCCCGAAAUCGUAGAAGUUUCAAUAGAAUUAAUUAUCUUUCUUGUCUCGUGUUUCGUGACGAAAAAACAAAACACAAGCAAACAAACAAACAAAAAAAAAACAGAAAACGCGAGAACAAACAGAAAUCUCAAAGGUUGUGAAUUUAAAAAUCUAGAAUAGAUGUUUUUAGGAGUUAAUGAAGUAAAGUGGCCACGAACAACGUACGACGAACCUGUACUUGCGUCAACAGCGUUUUUAAUUCGCUCACAAACACACACGCACACAUGCGUCGUGUCCAUAAUACCACUAGUCUAGUGAUUUCAGAAAAAAAACUAAUGUGAAUACUUUUUUUUUCAUGUAACAAAGCUUGCCAACACAACUAUUAGCGAUUUCCAACGCACGCAUUCCUUCGAUUGAUGACCCCCGGCGAAGCUCCUAGGAACGGAUAUGUAGUCGCCCCUCGGUUUGUUUCGGUAGAACUAGGGAAAUCUGUAGGUAGAAGCAAGCAAAACAAAACAAAAAAACACAGCACUAGAACAGCAACAACAACAAAAAAAAGCCCCAAACAUACAGAUGAACUGUGUACAAGAACUAAAACAAAAACCAAGAAGUACGCCUUAAACAGUGUGCCUUAUUGUGAGUACGAACAACUACACACAAUUAGAAGACGAAAAAAAAAACAUUUUACUGUAGCAAGAAGUAGAAACGAACAACAACAACAACAUACUAAACUUUGUCCUUAGCUUCCAUCCCUUCCCUUGACUAGUGUCCUCCCACAUAGAAGUACCUUCCGUGCUUCCGGUUGUUUCCAUUAUUACUUCUACUACCACUUUUACUCGUUCUCUCUCUCUUUCUUUCUUGCUGGUAAUCUCCGGGUAAUAGCCGGGACCAGCCAGCGGAAACAACCACUAGGCUAUAUAUUUAUGAUAAUUAUCUUAUACAGAAGAAGUAUGAGCGCGGGAAGAGAAGGAGACCAAAGAACAGGAACAACAACAACAACAACAACAACAGCAACAAGACAGAAGCCGGGAAACUACUGCAUGAUCUUAAUUUAAAUUUUCAAUCAUGCAAAUUGAAUAUUAAAGUCAACGGACUUGUUGCCUCCGCGUUUGCCUCCCUUGGGUAUGCUUGCUUCCACCCAAGCGCCUUGUUUUCUUCUCAUUGCUACUCGCCCUCAUCCUGCCCCCUGCUCCCACAAUGUGUCCUGAAAUACAGUUGUGUGGUGAAAAGAAUGCUCAUUUCCGACCACAAAAACCACCCCCACCAGAGCUGAGAGCUCUAGCUCGGGAAUUGAAUUUAAACGUCCUUUGGCAGCUUGUCAAACCGGGAUUUAUCAACGGGGUUGUGAUUAUGGGGUCCCACUUCGUGGGUGGCACGGAACCUUGUCACGAAACUAUAAUUUAUCACGAAACAACAACAACAGAGGGUCACAUCAUGCACACGCACACGUUAGCGAAAUGUCACGUGCUCCCGCGUACUCGUGCUUUCUUUGCGCUUCGCCCUCCGAACUACCGUUAUGCGCCCGUAUACCGUUCAUCAAAGACAAUAACAGGGUGGAAAAUUCGUUUAAACGCAGUACCUUAUCUUAGUGCAAACUUAACAAGCCAACAAUCAAUAAUUGAUCCACAUAAAUUUCAAAUGUUGGUCCCUCCAAACCAUAGUUUGUUACAGUAUUGCCUCCAAUUCCAAGUUCUUAUUUGGCCGAAAAAAAAAUUAAAAUAGGUUUUGAUAGCGGAAAUUCGUUCAAACGCACUUUCGUUUUCAUUAAUGAAAAACAAUGACUUAGUUAACAUUUUAAGGAAAAACAAUAGGCAAUAUUUAGGUUGCUUUCCGUUCUUGCGAAUAGUUUCGGAAAAUUCUUUUCGGCAUGGAAUUAACGAAAAUCCUCCAGGAUUUUCCCACAGUAGCUUCUAGUUCCCGAACUCUGCCGUACUGCCUUCCACCGCUGUGCACACGUCGUGCAAGAAUUCUCCAACGGUUCCAAUUGGAUUUAGGUCUGUACCACGUACUGGCCAGUCCGAGACCUUGAUGUCUCGCUCCGAAAACCACUGCAUACUUCUCUUAUUGACAUGGAUGGCUACAUUGUCUUGCUGAAAAGUGAAGUCUUCAUGCAUUUAAUACUCGGUAAAUUGUAUCAGAACAUCUUCCAGUAAUUUCACGUACUUUUCUGAGUUCAUUCUGGUUGAAAUUGUAGUAACCCCUCUUACUACAAUUUCAACCAGACGUGAAAACCAUCCCAUAUCAUGAGUGUUCCGCGUUCAAAGCUUUGGUUCAGCUUGCCCUUGGAUUCCUUCUUCAAAUCAUGCCAGUGGUAUGCACAACAAUCAGGGUCAUCUAGAUUGAACUUCUUUUCAUCCCAAAAUACAACAUUAUCCCAUUCAUUUCGCCAUGCCAUAUGCUUUUUGGCGAAAUUCAAUCGAGCCUGAAUAUGUGCUGGAGUAAGAUUCGGUUUCUUGGCCUUUUUAGUGUACUUGAAGUAACCAGAUCCCCGCAAUAUCUGUGCAAUGCGCUUAUUGGUAAUCGAGAGUCCAUGUUUCUUCUUAAUUUCCGAUGCAUUGAUCUUUCCAAUUCCCACCAGCUCCAAAAUUCGAUUCCCGUCACGAUUGUUUAUUUUGGCAUUGCCCUUAGUUUUCUUCUAAACGUCAUAUGUUUCAACUUUCUUCAGCACACUUCGAAUCGAAGUUUCGGAUAUGUUUACUCUCCUUCCUAUUUUCCGGGUACUCAUGCUCAUCAGUUUUCUUCAGUUCACGAACAACUCUUUGUUCUGAUUCACUCAAAUAUUUUUUUUUCGGCAUUUUUCACCUCCGAUCACCAUCAUUGCCAGCACCAACAGUUUUGUUACGUACUAACACAACAAUACUGAAAUGACAGAUUGCUAAGCUUUUUGGUGUCAUAGGUGCGCGAGUCGCCUUUACUCAAUUCUGUGCGUUUAAACGAAUUUCUCUUCUCAAAAUAACAAUUGUUAUGGACGCAACAUUUUGCACCUCCUGUUAAAGGUAUACGCAGUUUUCAAAUUAAAUGAUUGUUGGUUUAAAUUAUACACCCGAAGGCCAAUCAAGUGUAGUUGCGAAGACUGAUUUAUGAUCGCUUUGUUUGAGCACUUCGAACAAAAAUUAACUUGCGUUUAAUCGAAUUUUUCUCACUGUAUAUAACGUUUGUGUAAAAAAUUACUGCUUGCGCGUAUAUAAUGAAAUUAAACGUGAUACUUCCCGCUUCAAAUUUGCCCAGACAUUCUCGAUGGGACGUAACAAAUUGCACCUUUUGUUCUUAACUUCAAUCUGCGACAAACAUAUUUUUUCCUAAGGCUUGUUCGCGACAAAAUCUGGACACCUCAAUUUUAGAAUAAAACAAAUUUGCUAAAAGUUUAAUCCUUGAUUUUUUUUAUUUCAUUUAUGUUUAUAUCGUCAAUAAUUAUCAAGCAAAUUACCAUUACUUUUUUGGUCUGCAUGAAAAAUUGACGAGCUUUGGAGUUCAGCCCUGCCAUGAAGAUCAGUGCAGGCUUGUUGGCAACCAAUUCAGCUGCGUUUGUCCACGAUUUUCGAAAUUUUUCUAUAGUUGUUUUUCUAUAGUUGUUUGUGAUACGGCAGCUCUCUCCUCACCUGAGCCAAAUACCGCUCAACAGCAGUUAGGUGGACCAUUCCAAAACAUCUGUGCUGUAGUGACAGGAUGCUAAAUCAAGCCAGAACAGUGAGGGUACAUCAUGGCUGCGUAGCAACGGUAACAAUCCUUUCUGCAGGCAUCCUUCACGGUAGAUUUACUUGUGUAAAUCGUUCCCGUAGUGAUGAAACUUUUGCUUACUCGACCACAUCUGCAGAUGACCUGCCAUACUAAAUAUUUUUUGGAGAACUUGGCCUUCUUCUUUGUCCUGAAAUGCUCUGCCAUGCCAUUCCGUUUCAUGGUAGUGUAAAAAGACAGACCAGAAAACUGUCUUUAAGGUCUUCUAGGAUAUACGUUUCAUAGUUCAUUAGAACUUCCCUUCUUCCUGGGUGUUGUCAAACAAGUAUGGAACGAUGUGAAUAGUGCUUGGAGGAAAUCCAAACUUGUUGGCAUGUUUCUUAUCGAGAAAUCCGGAUUUCCAUGGCGACCGUACACAACUCAAAUUCUGAAAGUUGUUAAAUUAUAAAAUACAAGAACAAAUUUACAUAUAUUUUAAAACUACCUCCACAAGGUAUGUCAUCGAAUCCGUAAAAUAAUGACUCAGCUGAAGCUGCUUUAGCUGUGGCUCACACACAUGAUAAAGAUUUGUCUACUGCAGCCCCUUGCCUCUCUCCAAUGGAACGACAACUUUCGAAAAUCAACUCAACUGAUCCGAUGAUAAGAACGAUUCGAGGCGCCUCACAAAGGAUUCUAGAUCGCUCUCAUCGUGAACUUCCGCUGUUCCAUUCAUUUCCAUUGUUAGCAACACCGCUUGUGAUGAAGAUGCUUCGCUGGAUUUCCCAAUAAUACAUCUGAGUAAUUGAUAACAUCGGGUUCUAACGGAUACAAUCCACAUUGCCGGAACUCGUUGAUCAAUGUCGAUUGUAGAUUCGACGUUUCUUUCCUCGGAUUUCAACGUUAUUGUCGAUCCUCCAUUCUACCAAAACUUGAUUCCAAACGUUUUUGAGUGCUCGGAAAAAGUUGACGUUCAUUGGCUGGGUGAUUUAAGUGGAAUUUGGUGGAAGACAAACCAAGAUCAUGCUUUUUCCCGUGCACAGCUGUAUCGUUUCGUAUGAAACAUGUGACUUAUGGCCAUCUAGAAAGAGUAUAUAAGGAAAUGGUAUUUUCUACUGGACAGUGCCUCUUCCUCGACAUACUCACGAAUUUCGUGAAACCAGCUCCUGAUUUGUUGUGCGAAAUCGGUCGCACAAUUGUUCGUCCUUCUUCAGUUGUAUCGAGAGCGGUUUUUUCCAGGACCUGGUCUGGAAUACUUUCCUAAGACCUUCCCGCGCAGUGUUGAAUUCAGAACAUCCGGUUCUCACCAUUCCCACAGCGUCUGAUAUUUUGACCUAUCAUAUUGCAGGUGUUUCUGAUGAGUAGAGUAAGAAGCAAGUAGACAUAUGGAUAUCCUUGUUCCGAUCAUGUUUAUAUUGGUGAUACCCGAUAGAAUUUGCAAUGAAAACAUGUGGAAAAACUACUAAAUCAGAGCACAGUGUACCUGUAUCGUUCAGUUCCUAUUAUUUCCCGGCGAUUUUCAAUUGUUUACACUUUGUAAAUUGAUAACGACUGUGAGUUGGAGUUCUGCGAGUACACGCACAAAAAUAGUUUAUCAAAAGCAAUGAGGUAGCUAGUGUUACAUACUGUAUUCUAUGUUAAGUUAACGGAAUUAUGCACUGAUCAGUACAAGGGAGCCUCACUGUAAUCCCAUCCAGAAAAUUUGCUUUGUUACACUUGCCCUACGAUGGGAAGCUUUCGUUUUUUUUUCGCUGCUGUCCGGAGAAAGGAAGUCACGCUGGACAGCAAAAAAAAACCUGGGAGAAGCGAAAAUAAAAUACCCGCAAUCUGCAUUGCACCCGGGGUUGCAGUAUAAAUUUUGAGUGUGUGUUUUAAAAUAAUAUAGUUUACAGAGCCACCCCCUCUGAGGGAGGGGAGGGGACAACCCUAGGAUGGUCCCUUCUUGGCAUCUCCGAAGCGAGUUGCGCGGGCGGAGCCACUGCGCUACCCUUCCCGCUUCGGGAGCCUCCGUUCGUCACCGGUGUCGGUGAAAUACGAGCUCCAGCAUAAUGGCUCUCUAAGCUUUGGCGCAAGUUCUAGAAGGGAAAGUGCAUAAAACUUGGCUACCAAUCACCCCGAAACCGGGUGGAAACAAGGGAUUGAAAUUUAUAAAAGCAUUACUGUGCUGUGCUGCGUUGCAGUUAGCUUCCUGCUUCUGGGCGGGUUUUGGAAACAGAGGGGGCGCCCGAGGGUUUGGGUAAAAGUUUUUCCUCGGGAGGUGGUCGUAAUUACUUUUAGCCCGCACCCAGUGGCCAGUGAUGUACGGGGUUUUCGUAGUGAACGUAGGAACAUUUGGAGGCCGACAGUCAAACUGGAGUCUGUUCUGUCUGCCAACUUUUGGAACACUCGGACAGACAGUGUGGCGAGUGCCUCUGGAUAUAGCAAAAAAAAAGAAAAGAGGCGAAUUCUAAAUCUGGUGAACCAUCUGAACUGAACUCAGCGUCUUUUCUCCAUAAAACACAUGUUUCCCGUUUGAUCAUCGCACAAUCCAGGGAACACAAACCAAUAAUGUAGGAUAAAUUCUAGUCACAAGCCUUAGCAGAAGCAAUAGCAUUAAAUCCGAUUGAAAAAUUUGAUUUCUCUUCCGCGUACGCAAUCCAACUUAGCUCCUCCUCUUCCUCGAAUCACUUGCCUAUACACACUAAAUCAAAUCACAUCGUAAAACUUCCACACGAAAGCGCUUAAAUCACAUCUAAUGCAACUGGGCUGCCGUGUUGGCAGCGGCUCAAAAACGCUUUUUGUUUGUACGCGUUUAGCUUGAACCGUGCCAUCUCGGAAACGCCACACUCCCGGAUAAAUUUCUCCCCCCAGAAAUCCCACUAUUAGAGAAGCGAAAAUCCCAAGAUCGUGUCAGCGUGAGUAACUCUUUCGCCCAACUUGAACCUUAUCCCCCCACCCUCCCCCCUCUCCAACGUUCUUUGAUGAGUUCCUUUGUUUUUCCAAACAGUACUAAUAAUACUACCUACAGUAGAGGCAGAAGAAAAAAAACAAUGAAAAUGAUGACAAACGAAAGACAAGUAGGCGGGCGCGCUCCUCGCGUCAAACAGGAGCAGCGAAUGGAAACAAUUCUAAUUAAAAAUGUGCCAAAUUUACAGUUAGAAAAGAUGAAUUUAUAUUAAAACAAAAGAAACGUUGUAAAUCAAUUUUAAAUUAGAAAUGUGAAAUACGCGCAGACGAACAAGGGUAAGCGACUUUUUAUACCGAGCAAUUUCGCCUGCGGCGAAAACUUCUCACUCCCACAUAUUUUCCGCUCAAUCCGAAUCCGAAUCAGUAGCAAAACAGAUUUGUGCGAUCGAAAAAAAUAUAGUUUAACCUGCGACAGAGCGCAAACUUACAUAUAGGAAAAGAAGAAUCAAGAUCUCAUACUACGCUAAUGCAGUGGCAGAUUACUAUACUAUGCAGAUUUUUAACUACUUCACACAGCUAAUAGCAACAGCUAAGAACAGCAAUGACGGAUGUAACAGAGUCUGCCGCAAAAAAAAAGAUUCUGAGGGCAUUUAUUAAGUUUAGCUUUUAGACAAACAAACACAUUGUAAGUUUUAUUGAUACUUCUAAUAGGUAAGAGAGCAGUUUACGCGAAAGGACACGAAUCACAACGGAUGUAUUCUAUUUUGCUCGAUUUAUUUAAUUAGAAUAUUACAAUUCCAACACGUAUGUGUCCGAAGCGCAACGAUUUCAGACAUUUACAUCAGUGUGUAAAUAGAUUCAAUGGAUUUUUUGUACUAGUAAAACCGACACGCAACAAACUAAUGAAAUUCUCGAAGAUUAUGUCAUGUACCUUGAAUGAAAUGUUAAUUUUAAGUUUAGUUGAAAAAAAAUAGAGUUUAGAAAAAAACCCUUAAAAAAGUUGGAAAAAAACAAACAUUUUAAAAAUGUGUUCUGCGUGGGGAUGCUUCAAACGAAUUGAUUUCAUCAUGGAAAAGCGAAAAAAAAACUACUAUUACUACUAUUACUACUACUACUAUUUGUUGAGGCUCGUUAAGUUUGUCAUCCUUACCUCUAUCUCAUUUUAUGUUAGCCCUCGUUUAUUAUUUAUUGAUUCCUGUUUUUCGUUGGAAAAAAACUAGAAGGGAAAAAAACACCUGUCAAACUUAUUUAUUUUAACUCUUAGUAGUCCUUGAUUUUUGCUCACUCCUAAGCAAACUGCGUUCUGCAUGUUUGUGAGGAAACUUCUGUACUAGCGUUGAACUUUAUUUAAAAAGUUCAAGUAAAAUAUUAUUUCAGUUGUGCACGCGAAAUAAAAAAAAAGACAACUGGAAACACUUGUUGUGAAACAAUCGUAUAAGAAAAAAUGGUACACUUAUUAAUUUAUGACACAAGAAUAUUUUUUGUAAUUCAACUAUUUCUUAAGUUUACUUUUACUUAUUUAUUGUUAAGUUAAUUUUUGUAAACAUUUUUUUAAUGUGAAUGAAUGAAAUUUUAAGGUUUUGUUUUGUUACAGUACAAAAUUAUUUGAACAAAUUGAUUUCGAUGAAUAAAGAAAAAGAUCAUUUAAGUAAAUUUAUUUCAUUCUUUAUUUCCCAUUAUUAUCAUCACCUGUCCCUUGAGUUGAGUUCCGCCUUGUUUUCACCGACAGCAGUUCGCUUUCACGUUGAAAGACUCUGGAAAAAAAAAAACGUUAACAGUACCAUUCCAAUAGCAAAAAAAAAAUUUCCGUCUGAAGAGUUCUGAAAAAUUUUCAUUGAGUGCCUUAUUGUAAGUAGAUAAAAUGCGUACGACGGAGGGAAGGGAGAAAACUAAACGUGAAAACAGAAAACAAACUAUCUGCAUCAAUAUGCAUACUCUUGGUUUUAGCAGAGAUAAACGCUUCCAAUGUGCCAUAUACGAAGUUAGAAUCGAUCAAAAGUUAAACAAAUUUUACAUGAACUAUAAGGUAUAGACUUAAUAAUAAUAAUAAUAAUUUAUUAUUCAUGCGCUUCUGAAGCUAAACGAAUUAUUAAAUCAAACCAUAUUUUCUAUAGUAUCGAUAACAGUCCACGAUAAAUUUCAAUCUCCAGUGAUUGAUAGGCAUUAAGCAGCAUUUAUACCGACAACUAAUUAUUACAACAGCAGUCAAUUGAAAAAACUUUGAAAUUUCACUCUCUCUCUAUCUCUUUCGCUAUUUUUAUAGUUAAAUUCUAUUCCAAGCACACAAGUUAGUAAAAUUUUAUGAACCAAUUCUCCUCCAAUGCAAGUUUUACCCAAAAUACAGCAACACACGCUCGUGAAUAAGCAAUAAAUACACUCAGUCGAUACUUGAGAUGUUAUGUUAGAAUAUCGGUCUCAAUCGGAAGCGCGAUGACUGAAUAAAAUAUCGAGUAAAGAAAUCAAGAACAAUGUUAACCUAGUGCUACCAGCCUCUUUCUUGGUGGGCAACGUGAAAUAUUGAAUAUUGAACGACCAUAUUUUGCCCAUUUUUCUACUAUGAACAACUCUGAAAAAAAACAACAAUUCCAAAUAUUACUUAAAGGCAAAACUUAUUAGCAAUUCGUAAUUAUUUAACUGAAACGGCAACUGGACAGUAACAGAUACUGAAGUUCGCGUGAAGUUGCAUCGUUUGUGUUACGAACCAAGUGAACAAGAA
Molecule: messenger RNA, 12717 nt
Organism: Toxorhynchites rutilus septentrionalis
Lineage: Eukaryota; Metazoa; Arthropoda; Insecta; Diptera; Culicidae
Gene: klu
Product: chorion transcription factor Cf2
Exons: 2
Coding region: 1699-3240 (513 amino acids)
Biological process (GO): regulation of transcription by RNA polymerase II
Cellular component (GO): nucleus
Molecular function (GO): DNA-binding transcription factor activity, RNA polymerase II-specific; RNA polymerase II cis-regulatory region sequence-specific DNA binding
Source: RefSeq, a predicted model, not a curated record